Molecule: messenger RNA, 3074 nt
Organism: Stegodyphus dumicola
Lineage: Eukaryota; Metazoa; Arthropoda; Arachnida; Araneae; Eresidae
Biological process (GO): regulation of transcription by RNA polymerase II; regulation of mRNA processing
Cellular component (GO): nucleus
Molecular function (GO): sequence-specific DNA binding; RNA binding
Source: RefSeq, a predicted model, not a curated record
AUGAAAUGGAUGCAGUUGCGCCUUUUUCUUAAAGAAUAUUACAUCGGUACCGAUAAACUUAAAUAUGUCUUUGAAGACCUCAAACAGCAGGAGCAUGUUGGCGGAUGCAAGGCGGAGCGGAAAGUGACGCAUUCAGAAGAAGUGUGGGAAAGGAAAGCAAAAGAGAGUGAUUCUGAAGUUGUAAAUGAUAAUGAUGAGGAGGAAGAGGAAGAUGAAAAAAUGGAUGAAUCUGAGGACAAGAGAGACAUAAACAAGGAAGACUCCAAAGAUGUUGAAAAAGCAGAAAACAAGAAAUCUGAGAGUGAUUCUGAAGUGCAGAAAAAUGCUCAGUGCAAUGGAAGUGAUUCUGAGGAAGGUUCCGGAAAAGUUGUGAAUUCUCGUCUUUCACCUCCAAAACCAGAAACUGCUCCUGUUGUAGCUCCUCUUACAGUAGAGGAUGUGAUCAAACUGGACACUUCAUCUAUAAUCAAAGCAAGUGACAAUGAUUCACUAAUUGUGAAUCCUGAUGACACCCAGAGUGAUAUUGAUUCCUCUGUGAAUGAAAAAGAUUCUGUCAACGAUGAACCAGUGCAAGAGGAAAGUCAAGAAAAUGCAGCACAAUCAGAUUCGAAGUCAUCAGGGAGAGAUGCCACCACAGAAGGAGAUUCUGAAGAAAAGCACUCUCCCAAGGAAGAGUCAGUUGCUAAAGACGAUGAAUCAAAUGCUAAUAAUGUUUCUUCAGAGAAUGCUAACUCCACUGAAAAAACAUCAGAAUCAUCUCCUGCAACCGACAAGCAAAAGAGCUCUGCAGAUGUUGCAAAGAGUUCUGAAAAAGAUUCUUCAAAAAAGGCAGAUUCGUCAACAAAAAAGAGUUCACGUUCUACUUCAUCCUCUGGAGAGAAUGUGAAACGAGUUUCAGCUAGCGGAAAAAAUUUGUGGGUUAGUGGCUUAGCAGAGAAGACUAGAGCAAAUGAUCUGAAAUCUCUCUUCAGCAAAUUUGGAAAGGUAUUAGGAGCAAAAAUUGUGACAAAUGCUCGAACCCCCGGAGCUCGUUGUUACGGCUUUAUUACAAUGAAUACUAGUGAAGAAGCUCUUGUUUGUAUUGAGAAGUUAAAUCAUACUGAACUUCAUGGAAGAAUUAUAACUGUAGAAAAAACAACGAAAGAACCUUCCGGCACAAUAAAAAGGGGUGAGCUGAGGAAAAAAGGCACUUCUCAGAAAGCAAGUACUGGGAAAUCUGAAGCAAAAGAAAAAACGGAAGGUGAGACAAAAGAAACAGCUGAAAAUGCAGAAUCUGCAGAGACCGCUGAAGAAAAGGAGAAGGGUGAAAAGCAAAAGUCUGCUGAAAAAUCUGAUGACAAAGAUGUUGAUGUAAAAAGCAAAGAUGGCACAGAAGAAACUAAAGAAGGUGAAAAGAAAGAGGGGAAAAAGCGAACACCAUCUAAAGAAAAAGAGCUACGAGCACGUGAGAAGUCAAGAGAUAGAAAGAGAUUACGUGGUCGAAGAUCCAGAAGUAGAGACAGAGGAAGGCCUGGAUUCCGUGGUGGUUUUUUCAGACGUGGGUAUGGCCGUGGCUUUGGAUCCCGCAGACCCUUCAUGAGCAGAUUUAUGGAUCGUUACCAUAGAGAUCGUAUUAGAGAUAGAGAUCAUGAUUCUGAUCGACGAAGGUUUUCUGAUAUUAUAAGGCAGAGAGAGAUUGAAAGAAAGAAUCGUGAAGAAUCCAUCCGUCUCGAGCGAGAGAGAGAGAGAUUAAGGAUUGAAAGAGAGAAACUGGAGCGAGAACGAGCAGAAGUUCUACGGCUUGAGCGAGAAAAGCAGCGAAUGGAGAGAGAACGUUUAGAAAGAGAAAGGGCUGAAUUGCGAAAGCGCACACAAAUGACUCUUGAAGAUAGAAGGGGUUCCAAAAGAGGCUUUGAGGGUCCUCGUAAAGAUAUUGAUCCUUAUUGGGAAGAUAGAAAGCGCCAUGCUGGACCAAGAAGAGAACCAUCUCUUGACUCUCCGACUGGGUUUGGAGAAUUUGGAAGAGAUCGUGGUGCCUUUUCUGACAGAAGAGGUGACAGAUUUGAAGGAAGAGCCAAAGGUGGUGAUAUUUCCCCUACUUUUAAUAGCUCUGGACGUAGAGAAGGAAGGCAUGAGCAUGUAGAAGAGAGGCCAGCUUUUCAUCGUGGUAAUAGAAAUGCUCGUGAUACAGCCGAAAGAGGAGGAAGAGAUGAAUGGAAAGGCAAACAAACUCGUGAUCGUGGAUUCGAUCGACCUGGAAGAAAUAAUUUCAACGAAAGAGGUCGUAAUUUUGAUAGGCCUCAUCCGUGGGAAGGUGGACCUCCUGACAGGGAUCAGAACAAGUUUGGUAAUAAUGCACAAAUGGGAAACUCUCAGUGGGUUCCUGUAAAUAAAAUGACUGAAAACUGGGGUCGUAUGGAUCAGCCUCCACAAGAGCGUUGGGGAGCUAUGGAUUCUCGAGUGCAACCUGGAAUGAAUAUGGGUCCACCUAAUGUAGGACAUCCCCCAAAUCAAAUUGGCAUGUUUGGCAAUGCUGGUGGAAAUGAAAUGAUGAACCCAAUUGCUGGACACUUUUGUGUCGAUCGUUUCAAUACAAAUAGUCGGCGUUUCUAAUUUCUUGUAAAGCAUUAGGACUUGCUUUUGAACUCUUACUUGAGUUUUGGAACAAAUAUUUAUUCGUUCCUUGGUGAGUAAAUUUGAUGAUGUGUAUAGUACAAUGCGCCUGCAUUAUAAUAUGUUUUAAUCUUAAUUAUUUUGUUAUAUCAGAUUUGUUCAUCUACAUUAUAUCAGACUUAUUCAUCAGCAUUAUGUUUUUGCUGAAGUAAUCCAUUUUUGCUAUCACAUCAAACUGUAUGUUUUAAUGUGAGACAUAAAUAUCAUGAGGUUUAGUUAUUUUGUAACCAUCUUUAUUGCAUAUAGUACAUUUUCCAGUUUUACCGAUUAAAGUACUUUGAAAUUCACAUAUAUGUUAAGUUUUGCUAUUUUUAUGUAUGUGUGAGUUUUAUUGUUAUCAUUUUGGUUCAUGCACAUUAUUAAAACUGUGUCAUUGUCUUGUAUGGCUGACUGUUAGUACAAUAAAAAUUUAGUAUAAAUAA